Molecule: messenger RNA, 1110 nt
Organism: Medicago truncatula (barrel medic)
Lineage: Eukaryota; Viridiplantae; Streptophyta; Magnoliopsida; Fabales; Fabaceae
Product: transmembrane ascorbate ferrireductase 1
Exons: 4
Coding region: 222-911 (229 amino acids)
Molecular function (GO): oxidoreductase activity
Source: RefSeq, a predicted model, not a curated record
CUUGGAGAAAGAACGACGUGUCAAGCAUCUAGAUGAAAAGAGAAAGAUUUCGAUAAGCAUCGUACGUUGAUUAGGUAGUUAGAGGAUCUGUAAGUUUACACACCGUGUAUCUCACCUACGAGGAAGCUCGCUCGUGUCUGCUGUGUGCUUUUAACUACCAUUUUCCACUUUCCACUUUCCACUUUCAUAAUCACUUUCCACAAACACAAACAUAGAAGAAGAUGGCGUUAGGUGUACCUGCUGUUCCCUUCACUUACGUUGCUCAUCUUCUUGGUAUUGUCGCCAUCGUUUUGGUCUUGUUCUGGAACUUACACUUCAGAGGUGGUUUGGCUUGGAAUUCUGACAACAAAGCUCAAAUCUUCAAUCUUCAUCCUGUUCUUAUGCUUAUUGGAUUAAUAAUAAUUGGAGGUGAAGCUAUUAUAAGUUACAAAUCUCUUCCAUUGAAGAAGGAAGUAAAGAAAUUGAUACACCUUGUACUCCACGCCCAUGCAUUAGUACUUGGAAUAAUUGGAAUUUGUGCUGCGUUCAAGAAUCACAAUGAAAGCGGGAUUGCCAAUCUGUACAGCUUACAUUCAUGGCUUGGAAUCGGGGUUAUUUCCCUUUAUGGCAUUCAGUGGAUAUUUGGGUUUGUGGUAUUUUUCUACCCUGGCGGGAGUUCAGAGUUAAGACGUGAGUCAGUUCCAUGGCACGUGUUAUUUGGGCUGUUUGUGUAUAUUUUGGCUCUCGCCACUUCUUCUCUUGGGUUUCUCGAGAAGCUCACAUUCCUGGAGAGUUCAGGAGUUGCAAAAUACGGGGCUGAAGCUUUACUUGUCAACUUCAAUGCUAUAAUCACAAUCUUAUUUGGUACCUUUGUUGUAUUAUCUGCCAUAUCUCAAGCUCCUCCGGCUGCUGAUGACUACGCACCCAUAUAGAUUUCACUUGGCAAUGGCAUCAUGUUUUUAUGAAUUUAUUAAGUUAAGUAAUAUCACGUCUGCUGUUGUAAGUUUGUUGUACUUGGGACUAAGGGAAUACGAUCUGUUUAUAUGGUUGGACUCGGCUUGUAUUUGAUAUUCAAUAGUAUCCACGAAACAUGAAAUUAUAUUGAUUUGGAUCGGUAUAACUUGGGGUUAA